Messenger RNA from Linum trigynum, 4261 nucleotides. NCBI's taxonomy places the organism in Eukaryota, Viridiplantae, Streptophyta, Magnoliopsida, Malpighiales, Linaceae. The record is from the annotation of a GenBank genome assembly.
GCCCUCCGACGACCAAACUUUCACCGCCGUAGUUGCCACAUUCCUUCUCCAUCGAUGGUGACGACUAGCCGACUUCCUCGAAGUAGCUAUUUCCACAAUCCUCUAUCUUUUUUACAGCAUCAGGCCUCUCCUCCGAAACUCCCAAACUCAAGCCUCCACACAGGCCGCCGCCGCCGCAGCAUUACUCUGCCAUUCCUCCUCUCCAAUUGCCGCCGAAUCCGAUGAAUCCGCAGCCGAAGGAGCCGAUUGUUGUCCAGGAGAAGGAGGCGGAACAGUUGGUUUGAUUUGAUCGCAGGGGCGGAACUGAUGGUUUUGGAAACAAUGGAGCUCCUGUGCCGAAAGGAGAUCUUUCUACCUGAUUGAGGGUUUCUAGAUUCUCGAGGAUUGCAAUUGAACUGGGUAUCCUUCCUUUAAGCCUGUUGCCCGAAAGAUCCACACGGGUGAGAUUCUCGACCAAAUGCUUCGGAAUCGAGCCCGUGAGAUUGCCAUUCGUGAUGGUGAGCAGAGGGCGAGGUCGAGAUCUGAAGGGAAACGGAUAGCGGUAAUGGGGCAGUCAGCGAAGGAGAGAGACUGGAGGGUGGAGAGGGACUUGAGGGCGGUGAAGGAGAGGGAAACGUCGUCGGAACAGUUGGAGAGGUGGAGGGAGACGACGUGGCAGAAUGGGGAAGGCUGGGCGCAUGGGUCUUGGAAGUGGAAGGAGAUGGGAUGAUCUUGGGAGGAGGGACGAUGACCGGGGAAGAGGUUGGGGUGACAGCUAGAGCGACGGCGGCGGUGGGCGUGGUGGAUUUGCCGGCUGCAGAGGUGGAGCUGUGCUGGCUUUUUAGGGGGGUUGGGGAAAUUUGGAGAAGAAGAUGAUAUUAGUGGAGGGGGAAGGACUGGGAGGUGAGAAUUUUUUUUAUUUUUAAUUUUUUCAUUUCAUUAAAUAAGCCACGUCAGCGAGCUACGUAGGAUCCUAUUAAGCGCUGACUGGGCGUUGAAAAGUCGCCAGUUAUGUUUAACGGGCCAACUAACGGAGAAAACAUUUUAGUAUACAAAUGGCAUAUCGAAAACUAUGUAAUAUUAAUGGCACUUUCGCUAAAGGAUGGUAUUUCCGGUGGUAUUAGCCCUUAGUUUUAACUUUGAGAUGUUGAAAGUAUAACAGCGCAAAACAACUAACACUGUACACCCACUCACGUUUUACUGUGCACCUAGAUACGUUUUACUGCUCAUUUAGACCUUAUUUUGCUGUUCAUCUGACAUUUACUGUGCGGAGCCAGAGAAGCUGUAUGGGGCUGGUUGUCUCACACUCUGUUCUUAAGCGAAGCAAAAGGAGGGGAAGUGAAGGAAAGGCUGUAGGAGACCCAAAAAACUUUCCUCUGUUUUUUAAGUCAUGAACAGUGACGAGGGGAGGGGAAGCGGAGAGAAAAUCUCCUGUGCUAGCCACACCCCCAAAUCGGAGGGAAAGAGAGAGUUUCCUCUCUUGCGUGUCCCAAACCCUCUCUCUCUUUGCCUUUUUUAUUUCUUUCUCUCUCCAUCUGUCUCAUUUAUCUUUAAUAAUUAAAUUGAAGCAAGUAGAUAUAAUUUAUAAGAUGAAGUAAACUAUGAAAAAAAAAUAUGAAAAGUAGCUUCAUAAAAAUAUUAUAAUUAAUGGGUAGUAAGUGAUAUUUCCUUUAAAUUGUGUUUAUUAUAUUUUUUAUAAUAAAAAUUGUUCUUCAACGUUGAAUAAAUUUUAAUUUAUUAGAAUGCUUGAUCAAUUAUUAUAAAAUUUAUUUAAAAUAUUUUUUUUAUUAGUCAGCGGUUCAUUAGUGGUUUCUCAAAUGACUUAACACCGGUUAAAACCAUAUCAUCGACAGGCUGGAUAAACCUCCUAACUUAAUCUAAACUGAUAUGCAAUUUUAAACGGUAAAAAAUAAUUGAUGUAGUUAAAUCACGAUUUUAGAAGAAAAUACGCUACCACUUAUUUUUCCGAUACAAUCUCUGGUGCGGUUUAGAAAGAAAGUACAAAUUUAACUCAUAAUUCAUGAAUAAAAUAUUAACAUACAAUCAAAUUAUUUUACUAUUACAUAACCAAUAAAAUAACAUAUUCAUCACAUUUCCACAAUACACACUUUCUUUCCCACUUUCCUCCAUAAAACAACAUUUCCCUCCCAAUUUCCUCACCUCCAAAUCUCCCCUCCCCUCCUAAUUUUCCUUCACCUCCCCUCCUUUUCCUCUUUUCUUUCGGAAACAGAGUGUUACAGUUUCAAGUUUUAUCCUUAUAAAAGAUUCAUCUGCUUUUACCCUAGAUCCUUCUUAAUACACAUUCUAUUAUUAUGAGUGGUCAACUAACAGCUUAAUUUGUUUUCCUCUAAUAUCUCUGUACUGAUAUCAUGUGGUGCCUCUAAAUGGAGACAUUACUGGAUGAUAGAGGCGUGGUAUGAGUGCCCCAAAUGUUUGAAUUUGAUCCUAUGCCUAAUUAUGUUUCUUACUAUGUUUCCUUCUCUUGCCUUAUAUACAUUUUAUGUUAGAAGAUGGAUUGUGCCUCUAAGGGAACAUUCUGCUGUAAUCUGAGAUUUGUUUGAUUGCCCAAGAGCCCAAGACUACUUUCUAAAUUUCUUUCCAUUAGUUUGAGAAAGUUAGGAGCUUUGGGUUUUUUCAUUGUCAAAAGUUUCGCAUCUGGUGAACUGAUUCUAUCUAUAAAGUCUUGUGGAUCGUGAGUUGUGAUUCUCAUGGAGAAUCCUUUAAUAGAUAUAUACAUUAUCUUUGAGGUGAAUGUUCUAUGUUCCCCAUUGAUAAAGAUGAAUCUAUUGUAUAAAUUUGAUUUUGUGUUGGAUAUGCCUUCAUUACUUGCUUCUUACAGUCUGUCUUCAUCACAAAGUCGAAUAUCUACCAUGCUUACCAUAUGAAACCUCCUGACUGCAACUUGGAGUCCCAAAAAACCUAAUGAACUAUGUCCAGCUUCGAAUUAGGCAAUUUUAUGAUCAGUUCUUGAUGUUCUGCUCAUGUUCAUCAUCCAGAGUUUUUUUUUUUUUUACAACUCUUCAUCCAGAGUUAUUACACAUCGCACUAAUCCACCAAAAUGAAAAGUUGGAGACCAUAGCCUUUUUUCCAUUUGAUUGCCAUGCCCGGAUACAUGUUGGGUUUAGAGAUAUAAUUGGACCAUGUUUUCUUAAUGGAAAAACAUGUAACAUUUAGACUAUUGUUAGUGGAAUCUUAAGAACAAAUAGGCCAAUGCUGAGCGUUGCCUUUGAAAAAAAAAAUGAAUUAUAAUUAUCAAUUUUAAUUCUAUAGUCUGCCACCAAAAUUUUCUAAUCUAUUAUCCAAACACGUAAUUAAGCAUAAUCGUGCUCACCAGAUGAGAAAAUGCAAACACUAGAAAAAAUCAAAAUUGUUCACUUUAGAUAAAAUUCGAAGACAAAAAAAAAUCCAUGACUAUACAUUAACUACACGUUUGCAUGUAUUUAUCACAAUUCGACGCGGAGCGCGGGCAAUGAAAACUAGUUAAUAAUUAAAACUCAAUCCAUCGGUAACGAAGAAGUCCUAUCUAGGCGAGCCAUCCAAUCAGCAAACGAAUACAAAUGUUGCGGCACAAACCUAAGGUGUUGAUUGUCAAAGUCCCUAUCUAGCCGAGCCAUCAUGCGUUGCUGCAUAUCGUUGUCAGUCUGAACUUCGUCUAGUCGAUGUACUAGAGUUCUGCCAGUUGGAAUCUGGUCGGGCCAAGGUUUUCCAGCGGCCGCAGCCUCGUCGGGCCGAAGAUAUUUUUCGGUCUGAACGUAGUCUAGUCGAUGUUUUAGAGUUUAGCGGCCAGAACCUAAUCGAGCUAGAGGUUUUCGAAAACAAGAAAAUGCUAGCCGACCGCCAAACUUUGCUUAACCGACGAUGAUGUUUUUUAAUCCAAAAUUUUGUAGAGUUAUAUAACUUAAGACUGAAAUUUUGAAUUAAAAAAAAAUUGACGACAAAUAUUAAAUGAGUUGGCGGGAAAUAGCCUUACCCCCUUACGCUAUUCCUUCUCUCAAACUUAACCUUGUGUUGUAGAAACAAAGACUAUGUGGUGGAGUUAUGGAUGAGGGAUUUUCAUUACUUUGUUUCAUAUUAUCCAGUUUUAGAAGAUGAUUGUAAUCGUAAUAGUUUGUUUGGCUAGGAAGUAGUUGGAAAGAUAGAAACUGGUAGCCGCUACUGGGGUUUUUUGGUUCUACAGAUCACAGGGUAAAUUCCCUUCUGGAAUUUCCCCCUUCGUUGUAUCAGAGUGUGAAAGGUGUUUUCCUUUGCACUGUUUUCUUGUUAAUAAAAUGGGAACUUAUUU